This is a messenger RNA of Zychaea mexicana, 741 nucleotides long. RefSeq lists its product as uncharacterized. Lineage: Eukaryota; Fungi; Mucoromycota; Mucoromycetes; Mucorales; Lichtheimiaceae. Bases 1 to 741 code for a protein of 246 amino acids. The record is from RefSeq and is a predicted model, not a curated record. The transcript is spliced from 2 exons.
AUGUCGAACAAGGCAAAAGGCAAACUCGCAUUCACAGUACGCAAAACUGACACUGGUAGUGCUGGUCACGAUACCAAAGUUGCGUUACCCAAAGCACAGCAGCCUGCUGUGCUUUCCUUAUUACAACGACAACAACAACAACAACAGGAACGCAAUCCAUUCAAAAUUACCAAUACUAGUACCAAUACUAGUACCACUCCUACUAUACCUUCAACAAAAAAGAACAACGCAUCGUCAAUAACCAAAAGAAAACGAAAAGCACCAGAAACCAAGAAUCACUCUAUUACCCAAUUCUUUACAAUGGCGCAAACCCAACCAUCAGCAUCAUAUACUACAACCAUUAAGAAUACGCUACCAUCUGGUUCAAUGUCAAGCAACACAACAAAUACAACAAGCGAAAGAAGCACAGAGUCACCAAUAUCAAUAUCAGAUAGUGAGGAAAACAUUGUUUGUCAUAUACGAUACAUGCAUCCAGUGCAAGAGAUAUGGACAACACUUGUUGGAGAGUAUGAGGAAUCGCUAGAUGAUCAUGGCAGACGAGUACGGCCACGAGCAGAAGGACACCAACAACAGCAACAAGGAAGAAUGGAUAGUCUUGAUGAUGGCGCUGGCAUGGAUGUAAUGCUACUCUUGGAAGAAUGCAUGGACGACGAUAUGGGCCGACAAGUGCGAUACCAAAUGUCAUUGCAAGAAUCUAUUAGUCUUUUCAAGGCAAUUACAAGCGAAUUCUUAUGUGCCUAA